GGGGGGUUGUAAUAAUUAUACUCUGACAUAUAUAAAAGGUCAUUGCAUGUAGUGUUGUUCAAGUUGGUUCAUUUUUCCUUGAUCUUUUCCUACGUUCAUACAUUUAUACACCGCUGAACAUCUCCAACAUGCCAUCCCUAAUAAACUACCUCUUCCCUCGUAACCCAUCAUUCACCUUUGAAGCACUCAGGGCAAUUGGCUAUGCCAGUUUUGGCGCUGCAGACGUCGCCGAAGUCCUAUCUAUAUGCUCUCGCAUACCAUCGGGCGAUGAAAGUGGCUGGCUCCAAGAAUGGCGAAAGGCAGCAGAUCGAGCUGUCACCAACGCGCAAAAUAGUUUAGCCAAAGGAAACACAUCUGGCGCUCGAGAUGCGUUCUUGCGUGCAUCCAACUACUACCGUACCGCCGAAUUUUACCGCCGCGAAAACCCAUUUGAUGACGAUGUAUCAAAGGAGCUAGCAGAACUCAGCUCGGCGAUGUUUUUCGCUGGCGCAGAACUUAUGCCAUGGACCCUUGAGAAGGUGAAUAUUCCGUAUCAAACCACGACACUUCCGGGUAUUUUCAUCCGACCCAAAGCCAAAUCUUCUAGGCCGGCAGCGACUGUGAUAGUCAAUGGGGGUUAUGAUUCAACUAAGGAGGAGGUUGGAUUAUCGUGCGCUGCGUCAAUGCUCGAGCUUGGAUUUAACGUACUUUGCUUUGAUGGGCCAGGGCAGGGAGACGCUCUCCGGCAACAGAAGUUAGUCUUUCGGUAUGAUUGGGAGAAAGUUGUCACCCCAGUCAUCGACUACGUUAUCACACAUCCGGAUGUAGAUCAAAGCAAAAUCGUUCUGUAUGGCAUGAGCAUGGGAGGUUAUCUGGUGGCGAGAGCAGCUGCCUUUGAGCACCGUGCAGCAGCCAUUGUCCUGAAUGAUGGCGUGUAUGACUUUGGCAGCGCAUUUCGCCGCGAAUCACCUGCCCUCGCAAAGCUUCUGAUUCGUUAUGGGUGGGACACCACUGUGAACAGGUUCUUGGAGCUCAAAAUGAGAUGGAAUACGGGGAUCAAGUGGGCUGUGCUGAAUGGCAAAUGGGUGUUUGGAGUUUCCUCUGGGGUUGACAUGAUGCGCAAAACGGACGAGUACACUCUCGAAGGCAUCGUGGAAAAUAUCAAGACACCAGUGCUUGUAUUAGAUGCGCCGGACGAUCAUUUCCUGGCAGGCCAACCGGAAGAACUGUACAAAAGACUGAAGUGUGAGAAAACAUUUGUUCAGCUGACAAGAGAAGAGGGAGCGAGUUUGCAUUGCCAUUGUGGCUCGUUUGCAAGGCUUAGCCAAGUAAUCUGUGAUUAUUUGAUGGAGCGUCUAUUUCAAUCUUAGACAAACGUCAUUUAUUAAACGAUUAACGUCUAUCUAGAAUCUACGUAUACC
Talaromyces proteolyticus is the source of this 1400-nucleotide messenger RNA. RefSeq names its product Alpha/Beta hydrolase protein. The coding region runs from base 129 to 1349 and encodes 406 amino acids. The transcript has a single exon. NCBI's taxonomy places the organism in Eukaryota, Fungi, Ascomycota, Eurotiomycetes, Eurotiales, Trichocomaceae. The record is from RefSeq and is a predicted model, not a curated record.